AUGCUCUGUGUUCUUGAAGCCCACCAGGUUGACAAAUCCAAGCCUGACCUUAUUGUCCCCACUGAGUUUGGGCAAAGCCUUACAGGAAUCCCAGCAUAUACAACUCCCUAUCCUAACCAUUGCACAACUAUUCUACCGAAUACUGUGUCCUUGCUUCUUCAACAUAAGGGUCCAUCAACGACUCUUUGGACUGUUGUGUAUUUGGACCCACAGCAUUUUGGUGCUCUCACAAUUCAGAAGACACCCACUUCUCUCCACAUUAAUUGGGGAGACUCCAUAAAGCACCUGCAACCAAAGAAGAUGAUUCAGGGGCUUAAGAAAUGGGCUGCACACAACUUUCCAAAUUACUGCAUCACUUUUGCGCAAGAUCUUAUCUGUAGGCAUCAAUAUAAUACCUUGAGGCAUCAUAUCUUUGGUGAUAAGCUAUGGUCUGAGAAGACUUGGGAAAACCUUUGCAUCAAGGAGUUUCUUGCUGUUAUGGAACACCAUUUGCAAUAUCUUAAACAAGAAGACAAAUUUCCAGGCUCCGCUCACCAUUUUCUGCCCUUCAAGCUAUAUCUGGAGGACAGCGGUGCUGAGUCUGAUUUUGAAAUUCUUGAGCAGGCUCCACCCACAGCACCAGUGGUGGCCAGGGACAUUUCAUCAGACGUCGAUGUUGUAUCUUCUGCACUUGGCAAUCAGCUAGAGAGUCCCUCUCAUGCACCUCCAGCAACAGCAACUCAGGCCAUCCUUGCUCCUCUUGUAGUUGCUGAUCUGUCGACUGGUUCCAAUAAAUCAAGUAAUAUCUUGAAGUGGCAAGCCUCAAUUAUCAUCGAUUCUACCCUGGAGUUAUCAGCUGGACCCCUCAUCAAGAGGCAGUGUGUUCGACCGAAACCUGAUCAGCUGGCAAAGACUUCUGAAAAAUCAAAGAAGUAUGAGUCUGUUCAAGGGACCCAAGCCAACAACUUCCUCACAGAAUUGUAA
Messenger RNA from Cyclocybe aegerita, 963 nucleotides. Lineage: Eukaryota; Fungi; Basidiomycota; Agaricomycetes; Agaricales; Hemipholiotaceae. The record is from the annotation of a GenBank genome assembly.